Molecule: messenger RNA, 1308 nt
Organism: Cyphellophora europaea CBS 101466
Lineage: Eukaryota; Fungi; Ascomycota; Eurotiomycetes; Chaetothyriales; Cyphellophoraceae
Product: tubulin alpha-2 chain
Exons: 4
Coding region: 1-1308 (435 amino acids)
Biological process (GO): microtubule cytoskeleton organization; mitotic cell cycle
Cellular component (GO): microtubule; cytoplasm
Molecular function (GO): GTP binding; structural constituent of cytoskeleton
Source: RefSeq, a predicted model, not a curated record
AUGGGAACUGUCAGUCCCACAAGAUUGUAUCUAGCUGAGCAUGGCCUUGGACCUGAUGGCCGCCCCGAUCCAAAUGCCACCGUCGAGAACAGCGACAAUUCGUUCCAGACAUUCUUCAGCGAGACCAACAGCGGCAAGCAUGUCCCAAGAUCCAUAUUCGUGGACCUGGACCCAUCUCCCAUAGACGAGCUCCGCACAGGACCAUACAAGGAGCUCUUCCAUCCAGAGCUACUCAUCAGUGGUAAGGAAGAUGCAUCGAACAACUAUGCGCGCGGCCACUAUACUGUUGGCAAAGAGAUGGUCGAGUCAGUGCUGGACAAGAUCCGUCGAGUUACAGACAAUACCUCAUCCCUACAGGGUUUCCUAGUCUUCCACUCUUUCGGCGGUGGUACAGGCUCCGGCUUCAGCUCUUUGCUGCUCGAGCAGCUCAGCGUUGACUAUGGCAAAAAGACGAAAUUAGAAUUCGCUGUCUACCCGGGACCAAAGAUGGCCUCGGCCGUUGUCGAGCCCUACAACACCGUGCUGUCCACCCAUUCGACCAUCGAGCAUUCCGACUGUACCUUCCUCGUCGACAAUGAGGCCAUCUACUCCAUUUGUCAGCGCAACCUUGACGUCCCUCGCCCGGAGUAUAGUCACCUCAAUCGCAUGAUAGCGCAGGUGGUUUCGUCCGUGACUUCUAGUCUGAGGUUCGACGGCGCUCUCAACGUCGAUCUUGCCGAGUUCCAAACCAACCUAGUCCCGUACCCACGCAUCCACUAUCCGUUGAUCAGCUACGCUCCCCUACUGUCCACCAAGCGGGCUGGACACGAGAGUUUCCAGACGCAGGAUCUGACUCUCCAAUGUGCCGAGCCAACCAACCAGAUGGUAGUAUGCGACCCGCGUAAGGGAAAAUACAUGGCUGUGGCGUUGCUGUAUCGAGGUGACGUUGUUCCUCGUGAUGCCUCGGCGGCAGCAGGUACUCUCAAAUCCAAGUCUACGUUCCAGCUAGUCGAAUGGUGUCCAACCGGAUUCAAGAUCGGCAUCAAUUACCAGCCUCCCAUGACGGUUCCGGGGUCUGAGCUGGCCAAGGUCGACCGCAGCGUUACUAUGCUGUCCAAUACUACGGCCAUUGCGGAGGCAUGGAGUCGCUUGGACUACAAGUUUGAUCUCAUGUACGCGAAACGAGCUUUCGUUCAUUGGUAUGUUGGAGAGGGCAUGGAAGAGGGCGAGUUCAGCGAGGCGAGAGAGGAUCUUGCGGCGUUGGAGAAGGACUACGAGGAGGUCGCUGCCGAUGCCCUCGACGAGGAUGAGGUCGAGGCUGAAUACUAG